GACCAUUUACCCCUAGCUCCAAAAUUGUUUUCGGAGAUACCAGCUACGAUGAGGAUAUCAAGAUCUGUGUAUCCAAUAUUCCACCUCCUGCUCGCCCGCCAGCUCCGAUCAACCCAUGGGCUUCUCUUACCAUUGAUGAAACGGUAGAAAUCCAGAAUUGGCUCCUGAGUCCUCAGAUGAACCUAAACCUCACGCGGGGAGAUGCAGCUCGGCCAUCUGAUAACUCCAUCUACAUGAUACAGACAUACUAUCCUCCCAAGGCUGACGUUCUCAAAUAUUUCUCAUCUUUGGAUCCUCAUGAUGCACCUUCAAGGUUCGCUCGGGUUACGAUUCACCAUGGCGGGACCAUGGAACCUGUGAUUAGAGAUUACCUCGUCGGGCCGCUCCCGGUCACGCCAGCUACGGAGAUGACGCAUUUAACGGAGAUUUAUCAUACCAAAACUCUUCCCUACAACGCACGGGGAUAUGACGCCCUUGACUGGAACCUGCCGGAAAUCACCACCAAGAUAGCAGCCCCGCUGAUGGAUGCAUAUAAGGAACUUCUAGGUAGUUUGCCCAAUGAUACCAUUGUUGCUGGAGGCGCCGGGCCGUUCGGUUUCGACGGAUCGUUUAGGCGCUUCUGGUUGAAUUGGCAGAGAGAUACGCCCGGAUUUUGGCUGCACCCGCUGAAUCUUUGGCAAUAUAUCGACGUCAGUGGUACCGAUCCUUCGAAAUGGGACCAGCUGAAGAUCGUUUACAAUCAUCAAGUAUUUGAUACAGCGGAAUCAUUCAUGGAUGCGUUUCAUAACGGUACGCUCAAGCGCGUGCCUCCGGUGACGAAGCAAGAAGAGGACCUCUCUUGGAGUACACGAGAACGUAUCGGCACCUUACGUGACCUCGACGACCUUCCAGGACCUCGUUCCGUAUCUUUUGCUGGGUUGCGGUUUAGGAUUGACCAUGACCUACAAUACGUCAGUUGGAUGGGCUGGGGACUUUAUCUGGGUUUUGAUCGCGAUAUGGGAUUAAACCUGUGGGAUAUACGCUUCCGGGGUGAACGGAUCAUCUACGAGCUCAAGCCUCAAGAGGCAUUGGCGCAAUACACCGGGAAUGAUCCUUAUAAGUCGAGCACUGCACUUUUGGACUCGUACUUUGGCAUGGGGCAGUCGGUCCGCGAUCUUCUUCCAGGUUAUGAUUGCCCAGACGAGGCCAUUUAUCUCCCAACUACAACUUUUUCAGCAACAGGGAUGAUGACCAGGAAGCGAGCAAUAUGUAUCUUUGAACAGGACAGCGGACGUCCUAUAUCAAGACAUCUUGGUUUUGAGCGAAGUGAAUUUGGUGCGGUCAAAGGUUACCAGCUGGUUAUUAGGAGUGUUGCCACCUUUGAAUAUAUUUUCCACAUCGAUGGAACCAUCGAGGUUCGUGUAUCAGCAUCCGGAUACCUUUUAUCAGGGUUCUGGGAUGAGGAGCAAGGAGCUUACGGGAGCAAAAUCUGGAACACCACUCUUGGAAGUCUUCACGACCAUGUCAUCAACUUCAAGGUCGACCUUGACGUAGGAGGAACACAAAAUUCGUUGUUGAAAACAAGUCUUAGCCAGGAAGUCACUAACCAACCGUGGUUCGACGACGAUUGGGGUGAGGAGGUGAUCCAACAAAGGAUCACCCGUGAAUACAUCGAUAACGAAGACGAAGCUCUGCUGAGAUUCCCCACCAACUUCCAAGGAGGUUAUACUAUUGUGAACACUGACGAAACCAAUAAAUGGGGAAUUCCUAGAGGAUAUGCAAUCCAUCCCGGUUACUCGCCGGUUUAUAAUACCGUUGUAGGAUCCAAGCGUCUGCUCAAAAAUGCAAACUGGGCGCGUUAUAAUUUGGCGGUGUCUCGUCGCAAGGAUACAGAGCCGUCUUCCAGCAGCAUGUGGAACUUUAACCUUCCAGGGGCUCCCCCUGUUGACUUCCACAAAUUCUUUGACGGUGAAAAUAUUACUCAAGAGGAUUUGGUGACCUGGAUUAACGUUGGGAUGCACCACCUUCCCGCGUCAGAGGAUGUUCCGAAUACAAGGACUAAUACAGCCGCUUCAAGUUUCUUCUUGACGCCUUUCAAUUAUUUCGACUAUGACGUCUCCAUCGAGUCUGCCAAUGCCAUACUGCUUCAACCUCCCAAAAAUCCGGGAGACCCGUUUUCUUACAAUGAUUAUAAUGUUCGUCCAGCCCACUGCGUCCCGGAACCCCCUGCCGCAUUCGAGUACUAUCCGGAGCAGGUGUACGACUUGGAUGGGAAACCUGCCCCUCCCUCGACGGUGGAAGAGAUGAGGAAGGCUUCUGAGCUCUACCUUCGUAUCAAACUUGAGCUUUAACAGGAAUAUCACUAAGGAACUGGUUAGCUUUGUCUAUGUAUCAAUUUUACUUCAUGCAAUUAUGAUAUCGGGAGUAAUUCGGCGCUGGUAAUCGGG
Molecule: messenger RNA, 2426 nt
Organism: Suillus clintonianus
Lineage: Eukaryota; Fungi; Basidiomycota; Agaricomycetes; Boletales; Suillaceae
Product: copper amine oxidase
Exons: 11
Coding region: 177-2330 (717 amino acids)
Biological process (GO): amine metabolic process
Cellular component (GO): plasma membrane
Molecular function (GO): copper ion binding; primary methylamine oxidase activity; quinone binding
Source: RefSeq, a predicted model, not a curated record